CGCGUGCUUAUGUAAGAGUCGAGCGCUCGUAGUAAACAGAAAAGAUCACAAACAUCAACAACAUCAACAACAACAACAAGCGAACCAGGGCGUGUCGAAGAGAGACAAAGAUGGCGAGAGCGCAAACAGUCAAGAGACGUCAGAGAGUAGCAGCACAGGCCCAAGCACAGGCCCAAGCACAAGCACAGGCACAGGCCCAGGCCCAAGCACUACAGGAUGAGAUAGGAGGAAUGCACGAUGAAGCCGAUAUCAUGUCGUUCCGUUCAGCUGCGACGCAGCGGUUUCUGUUGAACCAAGAACUAAUGGAGAACAUCACGGAUAAGUGGGUACACACAGACAGUAUAAUCGCGCCUAAGCCCUUUGCGAACGUGCAAACAACAAAGACCAACAUUGAAGAGCUGAAGGAGGAGUUGUAUUUUGGGAACUUGGUACUGAUGAGACAGAAAGUUGAGUCAUUGGACAAGAGCAUUGAGAUCAUGAAGGAAGAGGCCGAUGUCAGUAAGCUCUUUGACGAUAACAGGUUCCUACAGGACGCCAUUGACAAAUUGGCGAGUGGGACCGACUUCGACUCUGAUAAUCAGAUCGACAGCAUUGAGAAGUCCUUCUGUGAGAGGUUUAACAAACGAUUCACAUCGAAUUCCAAGAUAGUGAAGUCGAUUCCAGCAAUAAAUCCUGAUACGAGAGCUGCACCUGAUACCUAUUGGGAGGACUUGGAGAAGGCUAAAAUAGAAGCGGAAAAGCGUGCCAAAGAAGAAGCAGAGGCUGCCAGGGUAGCUGCUGAAGAGCAAGCACGUCUUGAGCAGGAGAGAAAAGAACAAGAGGAGAAAGAGAAGCAAGAACAGGAGGAGAGAGAAAAGAGAGAGCUCGAGCAGAGAGAACUACAGCAGAAAGAGGAACAGCAACAGUUGCAGAGACAGGAAGAGCUAUCACAGGCCCAGCCUGAAGAACCAGUCGACAGUCACCAUCUCCUACCAGAAACGGAGUUUGGCAUCGCAACUGAUGGCCUUGGAGAACACGAUCCAAUUUCAGACUUCAAGCAAGACAACUUCCCAGACCAAGGACUGGACAUGAUGGACGAUGCCUUCCAGUAUUCGAAUUUGGAUGACCAAGAUUUCUUGAGCCAAAUCGACCACAGCAUGGAGCCAUAAGCAAUUACGUACUUGUAUAAUAGACUGAUAAUGACAAAAACAGGAACA
Williopsis jadinii is the source of this 1196-nucleotide messenger RNA. RefSeq lists its product as uncharacterized. The transcript has a single exon. Lineage: Eukaryota; Fungi; Ascomycota; Saccharomycetes; Phaffomycetales; Wickerhamomycetaceae. The coding region runs from base 111 to 1148 and encodes 345 amino acids. The record is from RefSeq and is a predicted model, not a curated record.